UGUGCGAUACGAUGGGCGGCGACGGCCUCCUCUUCACCACUCAGUUAGUAACCAUUAUCUCGUGAUUAAACAUUUGAUUCAGUGUGCGAGUGCAGACCCCAGAAUUUCUUUUGUUGUCAGAAGCAGGAAACUCCAGUCGGCUGACAUGAUGCUGAUAUUAGGCUCGUUCAUCGUUGUCGCUCUUCUGGGCCACAAUGUUGAGGUGUCCGCAAAGGAUUCGUGUGCGUUCCCUACUUACACAUUUUCCAACAAUUCUAAAGAUUGGAACAAUAUGAAAGCGUCCUGUGUUGCAUUAGUGGAGAAGCAGGUGCAAGUGGAGUUACAUGCUUCAAUGACUUACCUUGCAAUGGGUGCCCACUUUUCGCGAGACACGGUCAACAGGCCAGGUUUCGCCAAACUUUUCUUUGAAGCUGCAAGCGAAGAACGAGAACACGCCACCAAGUUCCUUAAGUACCUUUCCAUGCGAGGCCAGCUGACGAAGAACCUCGGAGACAUAAUUCAGAAAAUUGAUCCUUUGAAAGAGUUCUGGGAGAACGGCGUGAGCGCACUGGAGGAUGCCCUCAGUCUCGAGGUGCACGUCACUCGUGCAAUCAAACAUAUCAUCAAAAAAUGCGACGAAGAACCCAAUGACUACCACUUCGUAGACUAUCUGACGACCGAAUUCCUCGAUGAGCAACACAAGGGACAGCGGGACCUUGCGGGCAAGCUGACUACCUUGGGCAAAAUGAAGAAUGGACCUCAAAGAGAGCUCGCAGAGUUCUUGUUCGACAAGAAACUGCUCAAUGGCGAAGUUUGAGUCUCCGCUUCCGUCUGCUGUGUUUUUGUGAAUUUUGAGGGAAAAUUAAAUUUCAUUUAUUUACCCUUCUGCAUUGAGAAUAUUACAAUCUAAAAGAAGUUUAGUGUAGGUAGCAAUAAAUUGUUAAUAUUAUUUCACAAUAAAACUAUAAACAUGAA
Messenger RNA from Cloeon dipterum, 954 nucleotides. It is a transcript of the gene Fer1HCH, whose product is annotated as Ferritin 1 heavy chain homologue. Bases 146 to 796 code for a protein of 216 amino acids. Gene Ontology annotation, biological process: iron ion transport; intracellular iron ion homeostasis. The transcript has 5 exons. The record is from RefSeq and is a predicted model, not a curated record. Gene Ontology annotation, molecular function: ferric iron binding; ferrous iron binding. Gene Ontology annotation, cellular component: cytoplasm. Lineage: Eukaryota; Metazoa; Arthropoda; Insecta; Ephemeroptera; Baetidae.